Messenger RNA from Fusarium poae, 4785 nucleotides. RefSeq lists its product as uncharacterized. Lineage: Eukaryota; Fungi; Ascomycota; Sordariomycetes; Hypocreales; Nectriaceae. Gene Ontology annotation, molecular function: polygalacturonase activity. The record is from RefSeq and is a predicted model, not a curated record. The coding region runs from base 1 to 4785 and encodes 1594 amino acids. The transcript is spliced from 4 exons.
AUGUGGUUACGAUUCCUUCUGUUGUUGCUUUACAUGCCCUUUUCGGCCAUCGCCGCGGGCCAUCAUCACUCUCAUUUACACUCUCAACAUUCUCAACAUCAUGGUCAUAAACGCGCUUCCAACAGUUCUUCUCUUGAUCUGGAUGCUGCUCGCAAACUCUUAGCCGCUGGUCAAUCUGCCAUGGCUUAUGCAAACCGUGCUAUCAUUGAGAACCCUCGUCCAAACCGUUUGGAAGUGCUAAACUCUACAGAGAUUAGAAAGGCUCAAAAAUCUCCUCCUCCACUCGAUUAUCGCAACGUCACUACAAAGUCACUCCAGGCCAGAGGCUCAGGAAAUGGAACUUCCAAAGACCUUCGUUAUUCUGUUCCUGAUGAACUUAUCAAGGCUGCACGCCUUCUUUCAGAGAACUGGAAGCCAUCCUCGAAAGACUUGGAUGGUGGCUAUGCUGCUGAUGUUCAACACUUGAAGGACACCUUCUUGUACAAGAAUAAUGACACCAACAUGAUGCCUCCCAUGCUUCAGUAUGAUUCAGGCUUGAUCAAACCUGUACAUGAGCCGCCGUCUGCUUUUCGCUACAGUGAAAACGAAACCGAUGUCUCUGAGAGCGUGCCUACCAAGGACAAGGAACUUCACAAGCGAGCCGAUUCGGACUGGUGGAUGGCGACUAUUUCCCAGCGAGGCUCUAGUCCGUUCGCACCAGCUGGAUACCAAGUCUGGCGAGAUGUCAAAGACUUUGGUGCAAAAGGUGACGGUGUUGCUGAUGAUACCGAUGCCAUCAAUAAAGCCAUCUCGAGCGGCGGCCGUUGUGGUGGAGGUAAAUGUACCGGUAGCACAAUCUACCCAGCAACUGUGUACUUCCCUCCCGGUACAUACAAAGUCAGUUCAUCCAUCAUCCAGUAUUACAAUACUGAGAUGAUCGGCAACCCCCUUGACCUUCCCACCAUUAUCGCAACACCCAGUUUCGUUGGUCUUGGUGUUAUUACUUCCAACGUUUAUACAGGAGAGACUUCAGAAUGGUAUCUCAACCAGAACAACUUUCUUCGAAGUGUCCGCAACUUCAUCAUUGAUGUCCGUCCAACUCCUUCCGAUGCUCAAGUUUGCGGAAUCCACUGGCAAGUUGCUCAGGGUACUUCACUAGAGAACAUCUACUUCUAUAUGACCAAGUUCAAGGAUGAUCCCAAGACAACACAGCAGGGUAUCUACAUGGAGAACGGAAGUGGUGGUUUUCUUUCCGACCUUUACUUUGUCGGUGGGAAAUUUGGAGCGUACAUGGGCAACCAGCAGUUCACAGCUAGUGGCCUUUACUUCGAAGAGGCCGAGACAGCCAUCCAGAUCCACUGGGAUUGGGGAUGGACCAUGCAAAACAUUGUCGUCGACAACUGCAAAACUGGUUUGACCAUCGUCGGUGGCGCAGGGGGUCCUAUGAGUACUGGACAAGGAAUCGGCUCUCUUCAUUUGACCGACCUACGUUUCCACUAUGUCACUGUUGGUGUCUCGACCUCGGUAAUGGCUGACAACUCAACCGCCUUGCUGUUGAGCAAUUCAGGCUUCUACAACGUUGACACCAUCGUCCAAGAUACCUCCAAGAAGCAAGUGCUUCUAAAAGGAGGUAAAGGAACUGUCAACGUUGAUACCUGGGGCUUUGGAAGGGUCACCAGCGCCAACGGUAGCACUUCCUUCCACAAUGGCGCCAACCUUGACACCCCUGUUAGGAACGCGUCUCUUGUCACUGGUGGACGCAAGCAGUUUUAUACCAGACGCCGUCCUAAGUAUGAUGACUUGGGAUUCAGUCAGAUUCUCGACGCCAAGGCGUAUGGAGCCAAGGGUGAUGGCAAGACUGAUGACACUGCUGUUCUGAACCAUCUCUUUUCAGCUGCUGCGAACAUGUCUGCGAUCGUAUACAUCCCCUUUGGUGUGUAUAUUAUUUCGGAUACUGUUGAUAUCCCAGUUGGAUCACGUCUUAUUGGUCAAGCUUGGCCUCAGAUCAUGGCGACAGGUUCAAAGUUUGCCGAUGCCCUCAAGCCUCGCGUUGCAGUCCGUGUCGGUCUGCCAGGCCAAGUUGGAGUUGUCGAGAUCCAGAACAUGAUGAUGACUGUCAAGGGAGCUACGGCUGGUGCCAUCAUGAUGGAGUGGAACGUGCAUGAAUCAAGCCAAGGCUCCGCUGGUCUCUGGGAUACCCAUUUCAGAGUUGGUGGUGCAGCUGGCACCGACCUCACUGUCAAAGACUGUCCCAAGCUAUCUGGCAAAGUCAACCCAAACUGUGUCGCCGCAUCUCUUAUGCUUCACUUGACCCCCGACUCUUCCGGUUACUUUGAAAACGUCUGGAUGUGGACUGCCGACCAUGAUUUUGACACUGCCGAUCAGACUCAGGUCGAUAUUUAUGUUGGCAGAGGUAUGCUCGUCGAGAGCAAGGGUCCAACAUGGCUUUGGGGUACAUCAGUGGAACACUGCGUACUGUACCAGUACCAGCUUUCUGGUGCGCAGAACGUUGUCAUGGGCCUCAUUCAGACCGAGACACCCUACUUCCAGUCCUUCCCAGAAGCACCAGCACCUUUCACACCAGGUGCUUUCCCCAACGACCCCAGCUUUCACAACUGCACCAAGACCUCCAAGUCUUGUGCUAUGGCUUGGGCCUUGCGCAUCAUCGAUUCUUCAGCUGUGCAUGUUCUUGGCGCUAGUCUUUACUCGUUCUUUAACCGUUACGAUCAGACUUGUCUUGAUUCCGGUCGACAUGACUGCCAGGACAAGCUCUUCUACGCUGAACAGAGUUACGAUGUAUGGGUCCAGAACCUCGUCACUCUCGGCAGUAUCGAGAUGGUUAGUCCUUUGAACGGAGUUCCAACACUCAGUAGGCCCAACAGAAACGGCUUCGCUUCUUCCAUCCUCGCUUGGCUUGGAGGUUCCAAGAAUGUCACCGGUCAGCGUACAUUUGACGGUUACAGGGUCCAUACUGAGAAGACGCUUGACAUUGACCGUUUCCCCGAGGCCUGUCAGAAUGCUCUUACGGCUCUUAUACGUUGUGACAACUAUACAGAAGAGUGGACAACGGCUUCAUAUCAUGGAGUUCUCCCCAGGGAGGUUGAUGUCGAGUCUGUUUGCGACAAGGGUUGCGCGCAAGCUAUCUCAGAUUGGCGAUCAGCCGUCGAUACCUACUGCGGCAAUAUGACAUGGCAUAAUGGUGCUGCUGCUGGUGUCUUAGGAUCUUUUGUUUCACAAGGUAUCAACGAGACAUGUCAGACGGACAAGUCUGGAAAAUACUGCAAUGAUAUCAUCAACAAGUUCACCGUUGUCAACAGUAUCGACAAAAUGCCAACCAAUGAACUCUGUUCUGACUGCUACGUCGGUCGACUCAAGAUGAUGCAGGCUAGUCCCUUCUCGUAUUACAACCGAAACUCUUUCUUCGAGAGUGCUCUGAAGCAAGCAGUCAAGCGUUGCUCAUUGUCGAAUCAACCCACCGCCGCCAAAGACUCGCCUUUCCCUCCGGAGUCUUCUGAACCCCCCUUCUGCCUCUCUGAAGUCACGCACACCACCAAAACCGGUGAUACCUGCGAUUCUUUGGCCACCAAGUACAGCGUCUCUUCAGCAGCCAUCAUCAUGGGUAAUCCCGGUAUUAUCAACUGUACCAACAUCGUCGAAGGAGUUAAUAUCUGUCUACCACUCCAGUGCAAGACCUUCACGCUCGAGAAGGACGACAGCUGUAUGACCGUCGCCGCAGCCACUGGACUCGAUCAGGGAGACAUUCGCUCUUUGAACCCUUGGGUCCAUCCACUUUGCAACAAUCUCCAGGACGGAACUCAGACUCUCGGUCGAGUUAUUUGCAUCACACCACCUGGUGGCAAGUAUGAGCACGACGUGAACACUACCAACUCAGACCCGAAAUAUUCUGAGUAUGCUGACAAGGCUGUCCCACCACCCAGUGGAGCGACUCUUGCUGAUAAGACCAUCAAAGACUGUGGACGAUGGUAUACCGUUCAGGAGGGAGAUAACUGUGCUGUAGUUCUGGUCCAGUAUCACAUCAGUCUUUCUCUCUUUGUACAAGCCAACCCAUCGGUUUCGGAGGUCAAUUGUACCACCGAUCUUGUCCCAGGCCGAACCUACUGUGUCGGUCCAACCGAGGAAGCUUUCGCGGCCAAAACUGAGCCCGUUCCUCCUUUCCAUCGCUUUGGAUGUUUUGCUCGUGAGGCAGACACUAAGAAUCGCACUGUCUUGACUCUCGCUGAAGCUCAACAUGUCAAGCCCAUGUCCAUCAUAGCUUGUCAAUCCUUCUGUUUACAACGGGGAUGGAGGAUUUGGGGAAUACAGAACGGCGACUCGUGUUUCUGCGACAAUAAGUUACGUAUGGACAGUCAGGUCAUAAACGAUUCCAACUGCAACAUGCACUGCAACGGCAACACCACGAAUGUCUGUGGUGGCAAAGACGCUAUUGAAGUCUUUAGCGAGGAUUCUGAUGAUCAGCUAUUGCCAGUGGAGUACAAAAGUCUCGGUUGCUACGUGUGGGAAGAAGUGCCACCGGUGCGAGGCUUAGACCAAAGUCAAAAUACUAUCGAUUCUGACGAUGACAUGUCUCCGCAUGCAUGUGCGAGUGCUUGCACUAUCCAGAAGAAGGCUGACUUCUGGGCUCUCUUGGGGGGUAAUACCUGCACCUGUGCAAUGGAAAUGACUCCGGGAGCUAAGAAGGUUAGCAUGGAUAAGUGCAAUACGCCUUGUACUGAUCAAUCAGAAGAGACUUGUGGAGGAACAUGGCAGGCGGAGGUUUUCACAAAUAAGAAGAAGUAUAUAAAGUAG